CUAUUCGGUACCACGUGUAUGGCUGGCAGAAUUCUCGGCCCCCUAAACCACCGCCUCCGACGCAGAGCCAAUCAGGGCGCGUUGCAUCAUCACCGGGUGCCAUAAGACGCAAAGGUAAUGUCAGAGCGCGCUUAGAUGACCGAGAGGCGGAGGGACCGCUGCCGUUGCCAAGGGUUACGGAGUUAACUCGUUCCGUUUGCGCAACGCCUGAUGGGAGUAGUGGUUCGGUGGCGCCCCACAGCUGCCCUCCUUGGAGGCGGAGGAACUACGACUCCCAGGGAGACCCGGCAUCAGCCUGGGCAAAGAAGCGGCUGUUCCAGCUUUGUUCGAGGUCCGCCACUGACUCUAAAAAAUGCUGCUGGCUCCCCAGGGAAAGUCCCCCUCAAAGAAGAGGCCCGGGCUGAGUCGUUGGAAACAGUUUACAAGGAAGCCAAGUCCCAAGCCUGCUUUUGAUCCUGACAAUGUGGAACACUGUAUUAAGAGAGUGGAGAAAGCCUCGGAAUUUGCAGUUUCUAAAGCAUUUUCUACUGGAAAUUCAGAUUUAUCCAGAAGGCUUUGGGACCAAAGAAUAGAUUUGGAAACUGCUGAGCAAAUAGAGGACCAUGAUGAAGUCUAUGCAGAAGAUUUAUGUGGCUAUUUAGAGGAAGAAGAAGAAAGUACUGCCGUUCAAAAAUUUAUAGACCAUCUGCUGCAUAAAGAUGUGAUGGAUUCUGGGAUAUUGGAAGAUCUUGAAAUGAAUGGGGACCAAGACAAGAAGCAGCAGAAGGAUCCUCGUCUUACCAUGGAGAUGAGACAUAAGCAGGUAAAAGAAAAUCGCUUAAGACGUGAAAAAGAACUAGAGUGCCAGAGAAUUGAAAAGACCCUGAAAAAGUCGGCCUUCUUAGAGGCUCAGUAUCUGGUGCAAGAGGAAAAGAAAAGGAAGGCUCUGGAGGCCAAGAAAGAGGAGGAGGAGAUUCAAAGGGAGAUGGUAAAGCUGCGGAAGGAGAUCAUUGAGAGGAGACGCACUGUGGAGGAAGCAUGGAAAAUAGAGAAGAAAAAACAAGAAGAAAAUUCUCCAAAAAAUCUAGAAAAAAGCAUGUUUCAAGGUGCUCAUAUUCUUCUGGAUGAAGAAAAAAUGGCAAAAGAAAGAAAGAAGCAGCUGAAAGAGUUAUUAAUACAAACUUUCAAAGAAAAUCACCAGUGUCAAAAACGGUAUUUCUCUGCCUGGCACAAGCUGAUUCUUGAUCGUAGGAUUAAGCUGGGGAAAGCUGGGACCCUGUGUGACUGGAAGUUUCAACUGAAGGUCCUGCGCGCUUGGAGAGACUACACCAGAUCCCAGAAGUUGGUGCGGGAGACUCAAGCCAUGGAAGAUGAGCUUCGGGAAGAAAACAGGAAGCAACAAGUGGCCAUGGAGUAUAACCGGAAACAAGUUCUCCGACACUGCUUUACAGAAUGGCAGCACUGGCAUGGUGCAGAGAUCCUGAAGAGAGAGCUGGCUUUAGCAAAGGAGGAAACUAGAAAGAAAAUGAACGAGCUGCUGAAGGCAGCAUCACUAGGGAAACUCGGUACAAGAGAGCCAUCAGGCAUUGGUCUCAUUGAGGAGGCAGCAGCCACAGUGGAUCCCUCUAUAAGAAAUGGAGAGGUGACUGCUGUGCCCUCUUUGUGGGAAAAGCCUCCCUCAGAGAGCAAUGGUUGUAUGCCCAGCUCCCACCUAGGAAGAUCAACAAAGAACAACUUGCAGCUUCCCCUCCAGAAUGUCCCUCUGACAACAUCUGACAAUAAGCAGUGUAAGAUCCUGGAUGUUGAGCCUUCCCAACAGCCUGGAAGCAAGAAGAAGCUCAGAACCACCAGGCAGAAAGCAGGACCCAUUUGCAUGGGUCAUUUCCACAACUGCCAUGACUUCCAGCAACAGCUGAUUGAAAAGCAAAAAAAGAAACUUCAGGAACAGGAGAAAAUAAUUCUGGAGCUGAAGGAAAGCCAGAGGCUAGCAGAGGCUCAGUGGGCAGCAGAGCGUGCCAGAACAGUCGCAGACACACACAGCUACUUGCUGACAAACCCCAGAGAGGAAGAAAAACCAAAAGGAACCUGCCAGGUGCUUCCAAACUUGCCUGUUGCUUCCCCUGGAACUGAAGGUAGUAGAAAUGGCUCCCGAAAUUCUCUUUCCGGACCCAGAAGGAACCCAAGGCAGCUGCUGAUGGCACCCCAACCCAUACUGAAAGCCAUGGAAGAGAGAGCAAUUCAGCGAGCUGAACGUAGGCGUAUCUUGGCAGAGAGGAAGAAAAAACAAGAAGAGGAGAAAUUGGCCCAGUUAAAGGCCCAAGAGGAGGAGCGUCAGAAGAGGGAGGCAGAAGAAAAGGAAGCUCAGCUUGAGAAAAAAAGAGAAGAGAAGAGACUGAAGAAAAUGAAAGAACUAGAGAAGCAGAAGAGAAUUAAGAGGAACCAGCAACUGGAAGCAAUAGCCAAAGAAUAUUAUGAAAGGGUGUUGCUAAGGAAAAAAGGUCUAGAGCCUUGGAAGAGAUUGAGAAUGCAAAGCAAACAAAACAUCCAGGUGGCCAAAGAACACCACUCUUUGGCCCUACAACGGAAAUGCCUGCUGACCUGGUUCCAAUGUAGUCAGGAGAGCCUGGCUAGGAAGACAGUGCGGGCUGAUCAAUUCUAUUCCCAAAUAUUGCUUAGGAGAGUCAUGCGGAGCUGGCUGAAGUACCUGACUGAUCUGGAGGAAGAAGUACACAAACUGUAUGUACGUUUUCUUCAGAAAAAGGUUUUCAAGGCCUGGUUUAACAUGGUCACAAUGGUCAAGAUGGAUUCUCAGAGCAAGUACGAGACUGCAGUGGAGCACAGCCACAGGAAGAUUCUCUGGAUCACAUUUCAGACAUGGAAGAAGUUUACAAAAUUGACGAAAGAGGAAAGAGUAAAAGAAGAACGGCGAGAGCAGCUCCGUCGGAAGGUAGCAGAAAUCCUCCCCGACUUCCAGAUGUCCCCAGCACCACGACCCUUACUUGCACCAGCGAUUAGCUCCUUGACCAUCAUGUAGAGGGGCCCUUGGUGUGCCAGUGGCCACGAACCAGUGCACUGCCUAGAAUGGGCCGUACCGGUGUUACCUCCCCCACCCAGACACGUGCAUAGACCUGUUUUAUGUUCUCUCAGAUACUUCAGGGAUCAAAGGAAUUAUUAGGGGAAUUUGUAUUUCCCUCUUUGACUUUUGUUGGAUUGCUAAUCAGUUCACUAAAGCACUUAUCACAGUGGGGUCAUCCAAAGGAACAAUCUAGAGCUCAACUGUUCAAAUGUAUCUUACAGAUUUUAGCAUCAUAAACUUUUUUUUUUCAGCUGAAUGUAUUUUUUUUUAAUUAAGGUAUCACUGAUAUACAAUAAAGGUUUCACAUGAAAACCAUUGUGGUUACUACAUUCACCCAUAUUAUCAAGUCCCCCCCACCACCCCAUUGCAGUCACUGUCCAUCAGCAUAGUAAGAGCAUCGUAAACUUUAACAGAGGACAGGUGUUUGCUUGCCUGAGCCUGUGAAGGAAAAUGUGUCCUUACAGCUUAAUGUUGAGUUGUGGACAAAUACAAUUUUAAUUAAAUAGAAAUUAAAAGUAAUGAGUACUUAGAAAAGGAGUCACAGGUGAUUGGUCAUCUAAUAUCAUAGCAUUAGCAACAGGCAUUCUGCCAGACCCCAUCCCUUUUUGCCCACUCUGACAGAAAACCACUUAUCAAAAGGUACUCUGUUUCACACUGCAAAGUGUACUGGCAUAUCUAAACUUCACAGAAACUGGGGCACCAAAGAUACUUCUUCAGUGCACUCCAAUAAGCAGGAAGGGAAUUCCAAAAGCUCAUGACCCUCAGAGGCACUUACCAG
Molecule: messenger RNA, 3833 nt
Organism: Manis javanica (Malayan pangolin)
Lineage: Eukaryota; Metazoa; Chordata; Mammalia; Pholidota; Manidae
Source: RefSeq, a predicted model, not a curated record